Molecule: messenger RNA, 942 nt
Organism: Striga hermonthica
Lineage: Eukaryota; Viridiplantae; Streptophyta; Magnoliopsida; Lamiales; Orobanchaceae
Source: the annotation of a GenBank genome assembly
AUGGUAAAUGAGGAUGGAGUACUACCUGGUGAGGUUAGUGACACAUCAGGUGGCGAGGGUAGCGAGGGUAGUGAUGAAAAGAAACAACAAGCACAUAGAUAUGUCCUGAUGAAUAGUGGGCUGGUUGAUGAAUACAUUAAGGAAUUUGAAAAUUUGACAAAGAGACGACUAAGAAGUCGUACAAGAGCAUCAGCAGAAAUUCAAAAAGUUGUUAAUAGAGAUUUUGCUAGUUGGUUUUCGAGGAGAAUGAUGAACAUUGAUGGCUUAGAGGAAGUGUCUGAUGAUAUUAAGUUUUUAGCAAGAGGGCCACUUGAUCAUGCUAGAAGAUAUUCCUCGUAUAACAUUAAUGGUUUAAGGUUUCGAACAAUGAACCGAGAAGAAGGGUUAAAGACACAAAAUAGUGGAGUAUUUUUGUUUGCUGGAACUCCAAGUGUUGCAAGUAGCCGUGAUGUCCAUGGGGUAGUUGGGGAUGUUGCUUAUUAUGGAAAAUUGAUCGACAUUGUUGAACUCAACUACUACGGGAGAUUUUUUGUUACACUAUUCAAGUGUAUAUGGGCUAACACAACUACUUCUAGAGGAAUACGAAAAGAUUGUUUUGGGUUCACGGAGGUUAACUUUUCCAACAGAAUACAUAUAGGAGAUAGUAUUGACGACGAACCAUACAUCUUACCUGUCCAAGCUCAGAUGGUGUUUUAUGUUACCAAUGAGUUGGAUAAAGAAUGGAGUGUUGCAAUACCUUGUAAACCAAGAGAUUCUUUUGAUAUGGGGGGAAAUGAAUACAAUUGUAUGCAUGAGAUUGCCCCGUUUUCUGUCGACAAACAAGACAUUAUAUUUUCAAAUGACAUUGAAAAUCUGUGUUUAGCAAGGGACAAAAUGGAUGAUGAAGCAACCCAUAUAGUUGAGAAUGUAGACGAUGUGAAUAAUAUGGAUAAAACUGGUUAA